UAAAAUUACUAGAAUACCCCUAUGUCGCUUGGGAAAUUGGAAUAACCAAGAAUCCCCAGCGCAGCUCCUUCCUUCCUCCAUCUCCUUGCGUUUUUAUUUUCUUCUUCUUUCUUCUUCUCCUUCUCCAUCAUUUCUUCUUCUUUCUCGCUCGUUUCUAUUCAUCUCCUGGAACGAUCAAUACGACAAGUUUCGAUUCAAUCUUCUCUUUUCGAUUUUCUCCGACCAAUUGCCGCCGAUUAUCGCCGAUACUUGUUUCUUUUCUCGACACGUGAUGGAACAUGAACAAAAUGGCUCACAACUUGAUGAGUCUGCGGCAAAUGAAUGUGUCUCUGACCCCAUAGGGAGCAACGAAAACAGUCAAAUUAAUAAUCACAGUGAUGUAGGGAUGAAUGAACGCCCCUUCAUUUAUCGGCAAGAUAUUGUCAAGAGCAACAAAACGGGUAGUAUCGGGGUUGUGAGCGAAGUAGCUGGUGACUCCGACUCUGAAAGUGAAAGUGAUAUUAGCGAUGAGGAAGAUGAAGAAGACGACAUUGAUGAAGACGGUGAUGAUGAAGAAGGGAAAAGGGGCAAUGAAGAAAUGGGCGGUGAGGGAAACAAUGCUUCUGGUGAGAAAAAAGCUGAUGGCAACUACAAGUGUGGCGAACUUGAGGUCGACCAGAUUCGUGUGCUAUGGAUAGACGACAUGGAGCCAGUACAAGAUAUUAAGAAUGUAACAGUUGUUGACCGUGGUUUCUUGCAUGGAGAUUAUGUUGCUUCAGCUUCCGACCCAACUGGACAGGUAGGAGCUAUAGUGGACGCAAACAUCUCAGUAGAUUUAUUGGCUCCUGAUGGUUCUAUCCUCAAGGACAUCUCAACCAAAAAGUUGAAACGAGUGAGGGACUUCACUGUCGGUGACUAUGUAGUCCAUGGCCCCUGGCUAGGUAGAAUUGAUGAUGUAUUGGACAAUGUGACUGUGAUGUUUGAUGAUGGUUCUGUGUGUAAAGUUGUCCGUGUUGAACCCCUUCGUUUAAAACCAAUUCCCAGGAAUAACCUUGAAGAAGAUGCAAGCUUUCCAUAUCAUCCGGGCCAGCGUGUAAAGGCAAGCUCUUCGUCAGUGUUCAAGAAUUCUAGGUGGUUAUCUGGCUUGUGGAAGCCUAAUCGGUUAGAGGGUACUGUGACCAAUGUUACUGCUGGAUCUGUUUUUGUGUAUUGGAUAGCAUCUGCUGGAUUUGGACCAGAUUCUUCUGUUGCUCCACCUGAAGAGCAGAGUCCUAGUAAUUUGACAUUGUUGUCAUGUUUCACUCAUGCCAAUUGGCAAGUGGGUGACUGGUGCCUUCUACCAUCGUUGAAUCAGUCUUCCAAAAUUCCAUUGCAUAAGCAUGUAUCUAAAUCACGACUUCAAGAUUCCGCGCCAAAUGAUGCAGAUGGGCAACAGGAAAGUGGGUGUGAUCUAGAAGAUGCGCAAGAAGAUCUGGACGAUAACAAAGAAUCUAUUGAUGCUGCUGCUGCUGCUGCUGAUGGGGCUUUGCCGAAAGAAACUAGUGUAGAUCUUACUCAAAGAGCAUCUUCCGUUUUGAAGGAGCCUGCUCAUGAACCUUGGCCUCUCCACCGCAAGAAGAUUCGUAAACUUGUUAUCAGGAAGGACAAGAGGGUAAAGAAAAAAGAGGAAAGCUUCGAACAUGCCCUUUUGAUUGUUAAUAGCAGAACAAAAGUUGAUGUAGCCUGGCAAGAUGGAACAAUAGAACGUGGACGAGAAGCUAUAACAUUGAUUCCAAUCGAGAGUCCUGGUGAUCAUGAGUUUGUCUCUGAGCAGUAUGUGGUGGAGAAGGCAUCUGAUGAUGCUGGUAAUGAAACUGAACCUAGGCGUGUUGGGGUUGUGAAAAGUGUCAAUGCAAAGGAGCGGACGGCUUGUGUGAGAUGGCUGAAGCCAGUUCAAAGGGCAGAAGACCCUCUAGAGUUUGAAAAGGAAGAACUUGUCAGCGUCUACGAACUGGAGGGGCAUCCAGAUUAUGACUACUGUUAUGGAGAUGUCGUGAUUAGAUUAUCACCUGUUUCAGUUGCCUUACAAGCAUCUCCUGCUGGAAGUUCUCUAGAGGAGGCAACACAGGAGGACAAUACGCACCAAAUCUCUCAUGGCGCUAAGAAAGUUGAGGAUAAGGCGGAUGGUGAAGCUAAUGUUGACCUUCCAAAUCUCUCCUGGGUUGGAAAUAUUACUGCCCUAAAGGAUGGUCAUAUCGAAGUUACAUGGGCUGAUGGGAUGGUCUCAACGGUUGGCCCUCAAGCAAUUUACGUAGUUGGACGGGACGAUGAUGAUGAGUCCAUUGCUGCUGGAAGUGAAGUAAGUGAUGCUGCUAGUUGGGAAACUGUAGACGAGGAGAUUGGUGCUCCAGACGAUGCACAAGAGGAGCUUGGAAUGGGCAGUUCCAUUGAGAUAACUUCUGAUGCAGAAAUCAGUGGGGAGAACGAUCCCGGGAAGAAUGGUGCCCUUGCGCUUCCUCUAGCUGCAAUUGAGUUUGUGACUAGGCUGGCUAGUGGAAUAUUUUCACGGGGACGAAAAGUUGAUGAUUCUGCCAGUUCUGAUUCUAUUGGUGAAAAUGGAUUCAAGAAUGAAGAAUCGACCAACCCUUCUGACGAAAGGGAUUCCGUUCCUGAUGAAUCUAGUCCUCUGAAAUCUAGUGUCAUUGAUAAUAGUGGCUCGGAAGGCAUUGAAGUGAAGGCUGGGGACCAUUUGAGUGGGAAAAUCCCAACGAAUGCAGGAAAAGAAGCAGCUGAAGCUUCGAACAGGUUAAGUAUCGAAACAUCUGAUGAUCCAGGACAUCCUGAAAGUGAUAAUUACAGUUUCAAACGCUUUGAUAUAUCACAAGAUCCUCUGGACCACCACUUUCUUGGGGAAAACGAGCAGAGAACCAAGGAAAGGAAGUGGCUCAAGAAGGUUGAUCAGGACUGGAAAAUACUACAGAACAAUCUACCGGAUGGAAUUUUUGUUCGUGUUUACGAAGAUAGAAUGGAUCUCUUGAGGGCAGUCAUAGUCGGGGCAUAUGGAACACCUUACCAAGAUGGUCUCUUCUUCUUUGAUUUUCACCUUCCCCCUGACUACCCUAGUGUGCCUCCGUCUGCAUAUUAUCAUUCGGGUGGUUGGAGGAUUAACCCGAAUCUGUAUGAAGAAGGCAAGGUCUGUCUUAGUCUUCUGAAUACGUGGACGGGCAGAGGAAACGAAGUUUGGGAUCCGAAAUCAUCAAGCAUCCUUCAAGUCCUGGUUUCACUCCAGGGGCUGGUCUUGAAUGCAAAGCCUUACUUCAAUGAAGCAGGGUAUGAUAAGCAGGUCGGAACAGCAGAAGGAGAGAAGAACUCAUUGGCAUACAAUGAAAACACUUUCCUGCUUAACUGUAAAACCAUGAUGAAUCUUAUGAGGAAACCACCAAAGGACUUUGAAGAACUUAUCAAAGAGCAUUUCAGAAAGCGGGGAUACUACAUCUUGAAGGCAUGUGAUGCCUAUAUGAAAGGGUACCUGAUAGGUUCCCUCACCAAAGACGCAUCCGUUAGCGAUGAACUCAGCAGUGCCAAUUCAACUUCGGUUGGGUUCAAGCUUAUGUUGGCUAAGAUCUUGCCAAAGCUUUUCUCUGCAUUGACUGAGAAGGGAGCUGAUAGUGAUGAAUUCAAGCAUCUGCAUCUGCAUCAGCAAUAACACAAGCCAUAAUAUACAAAAAUUCUGUUGCAAAAUGAAUCCCCCCGGGCAAGAUUUUGUGGCUUCUUACCACUACAAGCAUCAAAUCCAGGUACUUGUGAGAUGAAUUUUUGAGAUCAAAAGCUGUAUGUUCAUGAUAUGUUACCCCCCUCUCCUCAAGUUUUGCAUGUUGGGCUUUUCAUGGAGGACUGAAAGGACCCUUCUUUUCUUUUUCUUCUUUUUUUGGUCAUAUGGGGGAAAUUGCUGCUAACACAGAUUAUUUUUGAAGUUUUUUUUUUUUCAUAUUUCCUUGUGAGAUCUAGAGCUGUUCUCUUUACUUUGGUUUUCUUUGUUUUUGGAGGCAGACACUGUCAUGGGGCUGGCUGUUCUUGAUCUUGAAUCCUAUUUCUUAGGAAGAAAAACUUUUCAAAGUGUACCUUACUUAUGUAAAAGAAACUUCUUGCCAAAGAAAAGAUUCGCGUUUUGGUUCU
This is a messenger RNA of Tarenaya hassleriana, 4134 nucleotides long. RefSeq names its product probable ubiquitin-conjugating enzyme E2 23. The record is from RefSeq and is a predicted model, not a curated record. Lineage: Eukaryota; Viridiplantae; Streptophyta; Magnoliopsida; Brassicales; Cleomaceae. The coding region runs from base 272 to 3664 and encodes 1130 amino acids. The transcript has 8 exons.